This is a messenger RNA of Thamnophis elegans (Western terrestrial garter snake), 5307 nucleotides long. It is a transcript of the gene OGA, whose product is annotated as O-GlcNAcase. Lineage: Eukaryota; Metazoa; Chordata; Lepidosauria; Squamata; Natricidae. Gene Ontology annotation, biological process: glycoprotein metabolic process. Bases 264 to 3038 code for a protein of 924 amino acids. The transcript is spliced from 16 exons. The record is from RefSeq and is a predicted model, not a curated record. Gene Ontology annotation, molecular function: beta-N-acetylglucosaminidase activity.
AAGGUUUUCCCGUCAGUUCUGCCCCCACCCUUCCAACAGUCCGUUCGUUCUCUUGAAGCCAGUGUUGUGCGUGAGUGCUUCGUUCGCCCUCCGUGUCUCUGGCUGGCGCGCGGAAGGAAGAGAGGUGGAGCUGCACGUGCUCAGCAACCGCGGCCCCGGUUGGAAAUCGAGGUUGCGGAGCGGUUGGUUCCGGCUUAGACCAGUUGGGGCUGGUUUUCUCCGCGCAAGCGCAGCCUACCCUGGUUAGAGUGCAGGGAAGGGCGAUGGCGGCGGACGGGAGCCCCGGAGUGGACCUGGCUGGGAUGGUGGCCGAGACGCGGGGGGAACCUCCGGGCACCUCCCUUCCUACUUCUACGACCGUUUCCUCGCCCCGAAGUGAAUCGCCCCCGACAAGACCGGACCCCUCGGGCCCAGAAGCGGUUCCCGAGAGUGGCUCCGGGGCUGUGGGCAAUGCGGGAGCCCGGCGGUUCCUCUGCGGCGUUGUGGAAGGUUUUUAUGGAAGACCUUGGGUUAUGGAACAGAGAAAGGAGCUUUUUAGAAGACUUCAGAAAUGGGGACUAAAUACUUACCUAUAUGCUCCAAAAGAUGACUACAAGCACCGUAUGUUUUGGCGAGAAAUGUAUUCCGUAGAGGAAGCUGAACAGCUCAUGACUCUGAUUGCAGCAGCUCAAGAAUAUGAGAUAGAAUUUAUUUAUGCCAUUUCUCCUGGUCUUGAUAUUACUUUCUCAAACCCUAAAGAAGUAUCUACAUUGAAACGCAAGCUAGAUCAGGUUUCUCAGUUUGGUUGCAAAUGUUUUGCAUUAUUGUUUGAUGACAUUGAUCACAAUAUGUGUGCAGCAGAUAAAGAAGUGUUCAGCUCCUUUGCCCAUGCUCAGAUUUCAAUCACCAAUGAAAUCUAUCAGUAUCUAGGAGAACCAGAAACAUUCCUCUUCUGCCCCACAGAAUAUUGUGGCACUUUCUGUUAUCCAAAUGUUGCUCAGUCUCCUUACUUGCGAACUGUAGGAGAAAAACUGCUACUAGCAAUUGAUGUAUUAUGGACAGGUCCCAAAGUGGUAUCUAAAGACAUUUCAGUGGAGUCUAUUGAGGAGGUUUCAAAAAUAAUUCGCAGAGCUCCUGUUAUCUGGGACAACAUUCAUGCUAAUGAUUACGAUCAGAAAAGACUGUUUCUUGGGCCCUAUAAAGGCCGAUCAACAGAACUCAUACCACGCUUAAAAGGGGUCCUGACUAAUCCAAACUGUGAAUUUGAAGCUAAUUUUGUUGCAAUUCACACUCUUGCAACUUGGUACAAAUCCAACAUGAAUGGAGUGAGGAAAGAUGUUGUGAUGACUGACACUGAAGACAGUACAGUGUCAAUCCAGAUUAAAUUAGAAAAUGAAGGAAGUGAUGAAGAUAUUGAAACAGAUGUUCUCUACAGCCCACAGAUGGCUUUGAAGUUAUCACUAACAGAAUGGUUGCAGGAAUUUGCAGUACCUCAUCAAUAUAGCAGUAGGCAAGUGGCCCACAGUGGAGCUAAAACAAGUGUGGUUGAUGUACCUCUAAUUGCACCAUCCACUUUAAAUUCUACCACAGUGGUUACUACUGUAUAUCAGGAGCCCAUAAUGAGUCAAGGAGCUGACCUAAGCAAUGAGUCACAGACUCUGGUGAAAGAGGAGGAAGAGAAGAAGCAGUUAGAUGAGGAACCAAUGGAUAUGGUGGUGGAAAAGCAAGAGGAUGCUGACAAGAAUAUCAGCCAAAUAUUGACUGACAUCUCCGAAGCAAAAAUGUCAGAAGAGUUAAAACCAAUGGAUACCGAUAAAGAGAGCAUAACGGAAUCAAAAUCUCCAGAGAUGUCAAUGCAGGAGGACUGUGGUAAUGAUAUUGCACCAAUGCAGACAGAUGAGCAGAUUAACAAGGAACAGUUUGUCCCAGGGCCCCAUGAGAAGUCAUUAUAUGCUAUUGAGCCAGUAACUCUAGAAGAUCUACAGCUACUUGCAGAUUUGUUCUACUUGCCCUAUGAACAUGGACCUAAAGGGGCUCAAAUGUUACGGGAAUUCCAAUGGCUCAGAGCAAAUAGCAGUGUUGUCAGUGUGAAUUGCAAAGGAAAAGAUUCUGAAAAAAUUGAAGAAUGGCAGACUCGCGCAGCAAAGUUUGAAGAGAUGUGUAGCUUGGUGAUGGGAAUGUUCACUCGCCUUUCCAACUGCGCCAACCGGACAAUCCUUUAUGAUAUGUACUCAUACGUCUGGGACAUCAAGAGCAUCAUGUCAAUGGUGAAAUCUUUUGUGCAGUGGCUAGGGUGUCGUAGUCAAUCUUCAGCACAGUUCUUAAGUGGAGACCAAGAACCCUGGGCCUUUAGAGGUGGUCUAGCAGGAGAGUUCCAGCGUUUGCUGCCUAUUGAAGGAGCAAAUGACCUCUUCUUUCAGCCCCCUCCUCUGACUCCUACUUCCAAAAUCUACACCAUCAGGCCCUAUUUUCCGAAGGAUGAGGCAUCAGUGUACAAGAUUUGUAGAGAAAUAUAUGAUGAUGGAACUGAUCAGCCUUUUCACAGUCAGCCAGACCUAAUCGGAGACAAGUUGGUGGGUGGCUUGCUUUCCCUGAGUCCAGAUUACUGCUUUGUUCUGGAAGAUGAAGAUGGCAUCUGUGGUUAUGCACUGGGUACUGUUGAUGUAACCCCUUUCAUUAAGAAAUGUAAAAUUGCCUGGAUUCCUUUCAUGCAGGAGAAAUAUAGCAAGCCAAGCGGUGAUAAGGAACUAUCAGAGGCUGAGAAAAUCAUGCUGAGCUUUCAUGAGGAGCAAGAAGUUCUGCCAGAAACAUUCCUUGCCAAUUUCCCAUCACUGAUAAAGAUGGAUAUUCAUAAAAAAGUGACAGAUCCAAGUGUCGCUAAAAGCAUGAUGGCCUGCCUGUUGUCCUCUCUCAAGGCAAAUGGCUCCCGUGGGGCUUUCUGUGAGGUGAGACCGGAUGAUAAAAGAAUCCUGGAAUUUUACAGCAAGCUGGGAUGCUUUGAAAUAGCCAAAAUGGAAGGUUUUCCAAAAGACGUCGUUAUCCUUGGAAGAAGUUUGUAAGGGAUUUUUUUUUAGUGAAGCUGUUGAGACUGGAGCCAACCAAUGGUUGGAGAGUAGUGAGCCUGAGUUUUGUUAUUCUCUGCCCUUUCUAUGGCAGCAGUCAGCUGGCCUGACAGGAAAGAACCACCCAUUUCAUUCUCCCUUAUGCUGCUGAAAAGAGUUCGAAGAAUGGUUACUGGUCAUCAUUUCCUGGUCUUACAUGAAGUGCUAAGGGAUAUUGCAUAUGAAGUAGCUUCAGGAAAAGAUUCACAAGAAUUCUCAAGAGAAGGAUUGGGGGCUUCUCCAUCUCUGCAUAUCAGCAGAGAGGUCGACUCCUUUGUAUCAUGAAAUGGGAUGCAAUAUGGAAGUGGGAUCCCUGAAUAGAGAAACACAGGGUACCUGUGCAGGUCAUGUUAUGAAAGAUGAAAACUCAUGAUUGUGUUUGCUGUUUUGCUUAUUAGUAAGGAAAUGGCCAUCACCUCUAAAGAAAAUUGAUUAAGCUUUGUGCUUUGUAGGGAUAAAUUGUGCAUUUGUCUGUGGCAAAGUCACUCAGUGGCAGAAAUGUAAAUUUCAGUGUGUAAAUAUAUACAUAUAUAGAUAUAUAGAUAUAUAAACUUGCUGAAUGCUGACGCUUUGUGUUUUAAUUGUUUUUGUAUUUUAUUUUAUUUUUGCUUUCCAAAGCAAAGUGGUAUUUUUCCUGAGACAGCACCUUCAAUUUCAAAAAAGACAUUAUUAUUACUAUUUUUGAUCUAGACUGCUAUGUUUCAUGCCCUUUACUAGAAUGCCAGUGUGAAAGCAUAUGAAAAGUGCUGAUCUAGAGGGAUCAAUCCUUUAGAGAAGGAAUUUUCAGGAAAUGGGUAAAUAUUGCUUCCUACCAAGAAAAACGUAUCGACAGUCACUUCAAUGAUAGCUACUGAGUUGCUCACCCGUACUCACAAUGGGUGAAUGGAAAAAUACUACAACUUCAGCGCCCCAUUCUUCCCUGUUCCGUCUCAUUAAAUCAAGGUCUUCAAGUCAUACAUAUUUGUUACAGACUUCUGGGGGGGGGGUGAAAUAGCAAAAAGCACAUUUUAUAUAUUAUUUAAAUGUUACCUAAUUUUAAUAUCACUGCCUGUUCCAAACAUUUAAGGUUUUUACUGCAAUCUGACAAACUCUAUGGAGCUGUAGGAGGGAUGAUGGAUGCACUUCUUUUGUUCUAAGAAGCUGUUAGCCAACAUAAUGCUUCAUUAUUUUCACCUAUUACAAGAAACUUAUCUUUUUUGUUUCCUUUGAAAUUAUUUCUUUUUAAUAAAGAUGGAAAUUGAACUGAUCCUGUUGUUUUUUUAAAAAAACUUCAAAAUAUCAUACUUUUUAAAUGACAUUUUACUACCAUUUCAAUUUGCACCCAUUUCCUAGAAGCUAGUGUUUGGCCUUAGUUAUAAUUGCUUAUUGAUAUUUUAUUUUCACAAUGAAAAGCAGAAAAUUUCAGCUGCAUCAAAUGCAUUUCAUUUGAGGAGCAAAAUGAUGGACAAAAGGACUCUCGUGGAUUUUUUUUAAUGCUUUUGAGUUUGGCUUUAACUAGGCAGCGUGUGUAUAUACAGUACAGUAGUUGGGUUUACUGCAGUUUUGUGGGGAGAGGGCAUCUGGAUUUUUAUACUGUUAACAAAUAUAAAUUUAUCACUGUUAUAAGUUAAUUCUGUGCAUCUUGAAAGUUUGAGUCAGUUGCUUACUCUGAGUGUAUGAAGCGUAGCACUGACACAACUUUCAGGGUUACGGUAUCAGUUGGAAUGCAAUUUUCAUGACUGUCUUUCGAUCUGCUGUAUCUGUAGCAAAACAACAGACUGUAAAAUUGUAUUUGGAAACCAUGUGAAAAAUAGAAUAAAUUGCAAAGUCAAUGUAAAGGCAUGUUUUGGUAUAAUGUUAGAGAAUGAGGAAAAUUAGUGGAGAAAAAUAAUUUUCCUGUUGUGUUUUAUAACUCUCUAAUGAAUGUAUGGUAGCAUUGGAUAGUUUAUAUUUUGGCUCCACAGUGCAGGUUUGGAUAGAGAAAAUCUGCCUCUUGUGUUCAUUUCUCUUGGGCGUGCUUUUCUGUAAAUACAGAUGGACAUUUCUAAAGGCUACUGAAAUAGGUGUUUAUUCUUACUGAGAUUUCACAAACAAUAUCUUCUAAUUUAAAAGACUAGUAAUUCCUGGUAAUAUAUUCCUUUACCACUAUAUAUGAUUAAGAUCACUGCUGACAGCAGAAGUGUAUAAUUUUGCCCCUCCAAAGCCCUAAAAAAACUCCCAAGGAUCCAUCAAUUAGCAAUUUUCAAUG